AGAGAGAGAGAGAGACUGUGUGUGUGUGUGAGACGGAGGAAGAUGCUGUUGCCAGGGAACAACGCUGAAAUAGAAACGUCCCUCUUUUCCAGCUCGUGGGAGGUCCAGCGCUCAUCUGAUGAUGGAUGCACAGUGGACCGAGCGUGAGGAAAACAGGUGAUCCUGACUCCGGGAGAAUCAACCAGAAGGAGGAAACGAUUUCUCCCCCAGCCUCCAUUAGCAGCAUCAGUAAACAUCAAGAGUCGCACAGCAGCCCGGUCCUGAACGGAGGAGCCUCCCACCUGCAGAUGUAAACAGUCAUGACUCCCUCUCAGCUGCUUUAGGGAGGAAGCUUAAAAGGAGAGCACCUGAAAGCAAAACAGAGAAGCUUUCAGAACGGAGAAGAGGAAGUCUUCCUGAUCGCAGCAUCGAGCUGAAGCCCGUCCUCCCCCGGCAGAGGAUGGGUACGGCGGAGGCCACUCUACGCAUGGACAGCAUGGAGGUCAAGGACGAGUGGCAGGAUGAGGACUUCCCCAGGCCGCUACCAGAGGAUGGAUAUUCAUGUGGCCUCACUGACAACAGAACCAAUCCUCCCACCACCCUGAACGUCGGGGAGUCCAUGACCCAACGCAAGCGUCGCACCCUGGUGGCCCCCGACAUGAACCUGUCCCUGGAUCAGAGCGAGGGCUCGGUGCUCUCCGACGACCUCCUGGAAACGCCCGACGACCUGGACAUCAACGUGGACGACAUCGAGACGCCCGAUGAGACCGACUCGCUGGAGUUCAUCAACAACGGCAACGAGCUGGAGUGGGAAGAUGACACUCCGGUGGCCACCGCCAAACGUCUUCCAGGGGAAAGCGAAGAGGAGAGAGACUCGUCUGGUCGUCUGUGGCGAACGGUGAUCAUCGGAGACCAGGAGCAACGCAUCGACAUGCAGGUCAUCAGGCCGUACCUGAGGGUGGUCACACACGGAGGUUAUUACGGUGAGGGUUUGAAUGCCAUCAUCGUGUUUGCAGCCUGCUACCUUCCCGACAGCGGCUGUGAUGACUACACAUACAUCAUGGAGAAUCUCUUCCUGUACGUUGUGAGCAGCCUGGAGCUGCUGGUGGCAGAAGACUACAUGAUUGUUUACCUGAAUGGAGCAACUCCUCGCAGGAAGAUGCCUGGAAUCGGCUGGUUGAAGAGAUGCUACCAGAUGAUUGACAGAAAACUAAGAAAGAAUCUAAAGUGUCUCAUCAUCGCUCACCCGACAUGGUUUAUCCGGACGGUCCUGGCCAUCUCAAGACCUUUCAUCAGUGUGAAGUUCAUGGAUAAGAUCCGGUACGUUCACACCCUGCAGGAGCUCAGUCAGAUCAUCCCCAUGGAGCAUGUGCAGAUCCCCGAGUGUGUGCUCCAGUACGACGAUGAGAAGAUAAGAGCACAAAGUGAAAGACUUGAGCAGGAGCAGCAGCAGCCCAACUCAACACUCGCUAAAGAAAGGCCUAAGUCAAUGAUAGCAGAGGUUGGCCGUGACAUCUGACAUUAAGAGCCGGUGGGAAACACUGAUUCAUUAAAACGAGAGCCAGCGUCACUCACACAUGGGAUUAAAUCCCCUGAUGGAUCUUUCAGCUGCGAGACAAUCAUUCCUCAACAUUUCUCUUAGUUUCCGUGACAUGCCUGCUUCUAUCAACCCACACCAAAGCGUUGCAGCAUACAGCUAAAUCAAAAAGUAUCCGCUUCCUGCAUGUCAAGUUGAACUUUACCUCCAGCAUGACGUCAAAUACAUGAAUGAAAACGUAAGGACUCUCUGGACCGGGCUGGGACCAGUGUGUACAUAUUUGUAAUAAUUUUCUGAGGAUGGUGUUUGUACAUGAACGGCAUGGGUAUUGUUUGGUUUACUGGGUAUUUAUUGAAAAAGACAUGAUAGUAAUUAUAACGUGCAAUGAUGUUGUUCUUCUUCAACCUACAGUAGAUGUUACUGAUGCAAAAGUGUGUUGCAGUUUUAAACUUUUUUUUUUUUCCAGAGUUGAAUAUGCAGAUGGCAUGCUGGUUUAUAUCCUUCCUGUCUUUGUUUUUGUCAGGUUUUAGAAAAAAAAAAACUUUUACGAGGUGGAAAACAUUGAUUGUUGCAAAUUAAAUAUAUGUAAAGAGAGACUCUGAUUAAAAGUGUUAUUUAAGAAAAUGUGCCAUUUACUGUUUGUAUAAAAAUAAAUAAAUAGGUGAACUAAA
Molecule: messenger RNA, 2187 nt
Organism: Mugil cephalus (flathead mullet)
Lineage: Eukaryota; Metazoa; Chordata; Actinopteri; Mugiliformes; Mugilidae
Gene: atcayb
Product: ATCAY kinesin light chain interacting caytaxin b
Exons: 14
Coding region: 440-1498 (352 amino acids)
Biological process (GO): apoptotic process
Cellular component (GO): cytoplasm
Source: RefSeq, a predicted model, not a curated record